Molecule: messenger RNA, 1575 nt
Organism: Nematocida homosporus
Lineage: Eukaryota; Fungi; Microsporidia
Exons: 1
Coding region: 1-1575 (524 amino acids)
Source: RefSeq, a predicted model, not a curated record
AUGAAGGAGAUCGAUGCGUCUUUUAGUUUGUCCGGUUUGCCAGAUGCCUAUUUGACUUUACUUAAGCAGACUCUGACCGAAGAGAGUAAGUAUAACGAGAUUGACCAAAAGAUUAAUAAUGAGAUUAUUACUUUGCUUUUGAAUGAGUGUGCAACCCUAGAUGAAGAAAGAGAAGAGAUGGAGCGUAGUACAGCCGAAUUAACUCAAGCCCAAACUGAGAUUGAAGAACUCAACCAAACACUAGCCGAUCAGGAAAAGAUCUUAAAAGACCGAGAUCUAGCUAUCUCUAUUAAAGAAAAAGAAGCUAAAGAGUACCUCCGGCGCCAAAAGGACCUUGAAACAACCAUCACUAAGACCCAAGCUGAAAUUGACCGACUUAACUUAGCAAUCAAUCAGGCCCAACAAGAAGUCAGUUUAGAAAGGACUAAAACCUCACAACUAGAGGAAACAAAGGCACAAAUAACUCAGCAAAGUCAAGCUGAAGCCCAAGCUAGAUCUUCUCUUCUCCAAACUCUAACCGAAACUCAAGCUAAACUCGAAGAGACUUUACAAUCACUUCGUCUUGAAAAGGAAGCUAAGACUCAAAUUCAAUUAGAAACCGAGCGAUUGACUCAACUCAUCCAAACAAAAACUCAAGAUUUAGAAGGUAAGCAAACCAGCCUGCUUAAAAAGGAAGAGCAUAUUGCCACUCUUGAACACUCACUAGCCCAGGCCAAACAAAUUCAAACGGAACAAGAAGAAGCUCUCUACCGCCAAGAAAGAGAUCUUAAACGUCGUAUUGAAGAACUUGAAAGUCAAAUUGCCCGCCAUCCUACUAAUACACCGGCUACUACUGAAGAAUUAGCUCAAAUUAGGAUCGAGAAUGAGAUUAGUAAGGCUAAGGUAGAAGAGAAGGAUAAAACUAUUGCUAUUCUUCAGGGUACGAUUCAGCGGUUAGAAGAUUUACUGGCUAAGCAAAUGCAGUGUGUUUCGGAGCGUAGUCCUAUCUCUUAUCCACCGCCUGAGUUCUUCUCACAAUUACUUCUGGCUAAAGAGAACCGGCCUGAGCCUGAUCGACCUACUCUACCCGGUCCUCGUCCUUCUCUCAACCAGCCUCCGGCCCAGCAUGCUCCUAUUGCUCAAGUCCGAUCUCCUCUUCUUUCUCCCCAAGCCACCACUACUACUCCUUCUCUAGGCAAGUCAACGGCCAAUCCACUUACUAGUUCAACUCCAGCUAACUCCGGACCAACUCAACCUAGGGCGGCGGCUAAGAAGAGCAGUACGACUUCGGCCCCGGAGAAAAAGCGCCCGGACUCGACUGGUCUACCGGCCCAGAAGAAGAAAGGCCCGAUUAUGGACUUCAAGAAAGAGCUUUCCAAGCGAAGCGCCAAGAAGUCACCUAGCCGCACAGUUACACCCGCCCAAUCCACACCCGAGUCUCCUAAAGACGAGCCCGCCACCGAAAAGAAGGAUUUCAGUAAGCUCUUUAGCAAACCCCAGUCCAAAGGCAUCUUUUCUGGAAAGCCAGAGGCAUCUUCAUUCUUUGCCAACCUUUCGUUUUCUGAUUACGAGCCCGAAGGUCAGGACAAAGACUAA